UCGGCAUACGACUAUGCUAGCUUGGCUUGGCUUGCUUUUCUAUAGUAGCACAGCAGCAACUACGAGUAUCUAUCACACAAUUCCAACUUUGGCUUUGAUGUGACAACGAGAGGCUAUGUUGGCCGAGCGUAGCAUUUGGGAAAACGUAGUAGUAUGUGGUGAAAAUUCACAUGAAAAAUAAGAAAAUCUUAUAGGAUUUUCUUUUAUAGGUGAUAAAAAUUAUGCAGCUGGCGAAAAAUGCGCUUUCCCUCGCCGUGUGAAGAUGUGUUGCUAAAGUUUUUGCGUGAAAAUGUGGAAAAUGCGCUUUGAAGAGUAGUUUAUAUAAAAAGUUGCAAUGCGCUUUUCGAAAAAGAAUUGAAUGGAAAACAUGUGAUGGCACAAAAUUAUUAAUUUUACGACAAACUACUACGACUGCUAAUAAAUAAAUUAUACACAAAUGCACACCUGAUAAUAAUGAUCGAGUACAAUAAGUAUGAACGAUCAAUUCACAGGAGACGAUCACGCUUAUGAAGUGCAUAUUUAUCAACGAGAACUAACAAGAAUUCAGAAAGAAAUCAACGACAAAAUGUUGCUCAAUUCAACACCCAAUCACUCUGAGAGUGGCAAUUCAUCACAGCAGCCGCUUUUGAUUAACACCUCAUCGUUUAACGGUGAAAAUUUGGAGCAUUGCAUCUCUAUUUCGAAGGACAUCGAACAGCAGGAGCAGCUACGUAAAAUUCAUCGCCGCCUCAGUCAUCCAACGCCACUCGAAGCUACCAUGACACAUGAAGAAAUCUACGAAUGUUCUUAUGAGGACGAUCGUUUUUUGUCGGCGCUCGAAUACCAAAAUUCGUUGGGUACACGGCAAAUAACAGAUUUGGAUAUGUCACAAAGCAUUGAGGAUGCCAUGAAGUAUUUUGAUGAGGAGGUUAACGUGGAUUCGGGAUUGUCGCGCUGUGAUACACCCAAUAAGCUGCCCACAACAGGCACUGUAGCAGCAGCAAUCGCCAAUUUGCAAACACAAAUGUCCAAAUCUAUGGGUUCGCCACCGCCACCAUAUCAGGAGGUCGUUUCACCGAAGACAAGCAAAUCACAUGCGGAAUCGGUGAUGCACACAAACAACAUACGGGAGCUGCGCAAAAGAUAUGAACAGAACUUGGUCGAAGAACAAACUCCAAAGCCACAAGAGAAUGUUCAGAAAUCGAAAGAUCAACGCAGAUCAGCGCCACCUGUCUUGCUAACGCCCGCGCCAAAGGUCCAGAAAUCGCCUAAACUGUCACGCAAAUCGAAGGUAAAGCAAAUGGCGAACAUGUUCAAUAACAAAAUUGUCCAACUGAUGCGCCGUGAGUCAACGGAGAAAAAAGGCUACUCCAGUCUCAAUAAGUCGCAAUUCCAAAGUGGUAAAUCUCAAAAGAAACCUUCAACCAAGGCGCGCGCCGGUUUGCCUAUUUAUCGCGCCGGAUUGCCUAGCCCAGUGCCCAGCCCACGUUUCAAACGUAGGCCCAGUCAACCUGUGGGGUCGCAGCAAUCGAGCGACAGCGAAAGUGCUUGCCUUGUCGCCGAGGAUGUCUUCCGUCAACUCUCCGUAAAGGAUAAAGCGUUGCUGUACAACAAAUUUAUCGAGGACAUGUCCAAGCAACAUCCACAGUUUAGCGUGCACGCCCGCGUCGUCGAGGCUAACGUACAGCAGGAGUUGGCGCGCACUGAGCCCGUAAUGAACCCACCUAAAGUUAAAGAGUUGGCACGCGAAUUGGAGGCCAAAUUAAAUGUACCCAAGCCAAAGAUAUCUCAAUGGGCUCUAAAGCGGCUUGCAAAGCUACAAAAAUCACCUGAAUAUGACGCAGCCAAUAGCCGUAUUUCGCCAUCACCGCCACCAGCUAUAGUGGCCGCUUUACGCUCACUACAAGAAGAAGAACAGGCCAAUCAAGCCGACAAUCUGUGCGCAGAAGGAAACGACGAAGAGGAAGUAGACGCCGAAGAGCUGCACGUCAGCACGUUGACUGUUGUACUCAAGCCGAGUCCAGACCGAAGUGGCAAAGUGCCAAAGCAGCGCGAUGUGCCACGCCCACUGCCGCGCAAAGCACGCGAACAACGUUUCCUAAACGAUAUGCGCGUAAUAGAGCGCACGCAGAAACGCAAUAAUGAAUCGAUGCGUGCCUCAAUCUCGUUCGAGGCAUACGGGCCGCCUAGAAAGAUACGACGCACCAGAACCGAACGCUUGCAGCCAAAGACAAUCUUUCAAAAUGCGCAUAUGGAACGUCUGUUCUACGAUUGGAUCAUGGAGAAGAAUGGCGUGGUAUUUGAUAUUACGACAGUGGAAAACAGCGAGGACUCCUUGUGCGGAAAUGGUGACGAAGUGAACACUUCAAAAAGUUCUAUCAAAUCCAAAUCGAAGGUGCAUGUGUUGUUGGAAAAGGCGAUCGCCAAAUUGGAAAGCGUGGAGGCGCGAGUGAUGAGACGAGACAGUAAUGGUGGAAAGAAAAUGGAAAAAGCAAUGAAAAUAAUUAACGAGGCACGAGAACAGAAAGAUGCUGACAAGAGUGUUAUUGAAGUUGAGCUGUGUAAUAGCAAAACCGGCACAUCUAGCGAUGACAUGAAAUGCGAGCCGCCUAAUCGAAUGCAGCGUAAAGUGAAACGGCAAGCGCCACAGCCACCUACAGCAGCAUCGACGUCGAAAAAUGCCGAAAAAGCACAAGAGCGGCAGGAGUUGUCUUCAGCGGUGUCUUCAGGCAAGCAGUCGGAUGCGGAAAGCGAAUCAGGACUUUCUAGCUUACCAAAGAUUACAAGCGAUGAGUCGCAACCAGAACACGCCGCGCCGUCAGCUACCAAUUGCCAAAAGGCAAUAGACUUUGAAUUUGCCAAGCCUAAUAAACUACCACGCAAGAAGAAAUUACGACGCACACUCACCUGGAAGAAAGAAAGUUGUAUUAUUGAAAGUCGUUUCGUCCCCUCGUCCACCGACUCCGAGACAGAACACAAAGCGCGUGCGAAGCCAGAAGAUGAAGAAGUUGUAUAUGUUAACGUCGGUCAGUUUGCAAAGAAGUCUCCGACAUCGGAACAGAAGAAGUCGCAAGAAAUCAAGGAAAUGGCUGCAGCGGCCCAACAAGCUGUCGAUCAGGAGCAAGAAAAGGCUAAGCUGAAUCAAACUCUGCUAAAUAAUAUGAAUUCCCCGCAUAAAAUUAAAAGCGUCUACACGCUCACACAUUUGUCAACGCCCUCGAAAUCUACCGAAAGCGAACCGCUUAUGACGGAGAGCGAUCCGGAAAUAAUGCGCAGACGUGUCCGUCACCAGACAUCACUCUCGUCCCCAGCUAUAGUACAGGCGCUGCUGCAAGAAAAGCGUACGCCUGAAAAGUCGCUCAAUGUAGAUGCACCAAAAACUAAGAAAGCACCAAUGAAAACCCCACAAGAGGAAGACACAUUGCAAAAACUUCUCGACAGUUUUAUCGAUCUAGGCUUUGAGACGGGUUCAAAUGACAUGGAAAGUCCGAAACGUCCAACAACAGCACCGGUGCCGAAGCCUAGAAGGAGUAAAGGCGCCUCGCCUCUUUUCAUCAAACUUACACCCGAUCUGGAGAAAACUCUACAGCAAAAUCGCUCAAGCUUCUCAUCGACGCCAGUUAGGGGCUUGCAGAACCAGUCGCCACAUGCCUUCAAUAGCAGCAUCUCACGUCACCUGCAACAACAGCAAGCCCUUAGUCCCAUAAGCACACUCAAUAGCAGUCGACGUCGCUCACUACAAACUGACGAAUCGCGUCGCAGCUCGAUAGCUAUGCAAGUAAUUCGUGAAGAUCGCCCCUUGGAUAAGGUUGAUCGUUCGCAAACACCCCACUCGCCGACUGUAUCCGACGCUAGCUUCUUUGGUACCUCGUUUAACUUGAAUAUGACCAACAAUAGUGAACAGCACGAGAAGCCGUCGAAGUUUUGGGUAUGCGCUGAGGACUUUACCAUAUCGCUGGAUGUCUUCUAUAACCCACCAGAUCGUCUACGUCUGCUAUACGAUAUAUUCUGCCAGAAGAGCUGUGAGACACGCGACUUACAUUUUGGCAUCGAUGAUUACAAAUAUUCCAUCCACAAUCCUGGCGACAAAGCGGACAUUUCAACGCGUCUGCCGGCAAUCAAAGGCUGCUCACACUAUUGGUUCUCCACAGGUGAUCUCGCUGUGCCAUUCAGUGGCAAACAUUUAGCGCCGGAAAAGAUUGAGCGCUUGUUCAAUUUCAUCAACGACUCGAUGACGGAUAAAUCGCAGCUACGAUUUGGCGUCGACGACUACGAAUUCUCCAGCGUGCCUGAAAACUGGCAGAGCACGCCCAAAUUUUCAAUGGAGAGCAGUUAUAGCAUGCUAGUUGGUCUACAAGGCAGUAGUAAUGGGCUGGAAGGACGUAGUCGCUUCGCUUGGCCUAAUUCUGUUUACGACUCUACGAAUUCGAACUCCAACUCCAACUCUAUAAAAACAAGCGAUCUGGAUUACUCCUUGCUGGGUUCAGAGUUCGAUAACAACGAUCUACGCCAGUACACUGAAUCACCUAUCGGCAGCAACUAUUUCGAUGUGGCGUCGGAGGACAAUGAGGACAUGAUUAUGCCACGCUCUAGCAACGCAACAAUGUGUGAUAAUUUCUUCAAGGAUAAAUUUGAUGUAGAAUCAUUGGAUAAACUCUUUGAGGAGGAUCUCAAGAAUUCUAAGAACAAGACGGAGGAACCUAAUUGGUCACAAUCGAUACCUGAAAUGCUGCAAAAAUUACAGCAACAGAAGGUGAAACUGAAGGCAUUGGAAAAACGUAUGAAAACCUAUUCCAAUCACUCGGGUAUCGCUGACGCUACGAUACCACACUCAAACGAGUCGCCACAUUAUAUGCAAAAGCUGCGCGUCAUCAUCAGUGCCAUAGACAAUAUUGGACGCGAUAAUGGCUUCAAGGCUUGCAGCAUGAAACAGCUGGAGAGCUUUAUGUAUUUUCUGACGCGCUAUGCCGACAUUUGUUUGGCGAGUUGUGAUAAGCAUAUGAACAAAGUACUGGAUGCCUUGCUAGAUCAACAACAACAGCAGCAACAAGAAUUGAUCGAAGCCAAUGCGGAAUUGGGCGGGGCUUAGUAUAUCAUGAAGGUGAUGGAUGACAACUGAGCUGAGCUUAAGGGGCUUUGGAUAUUGACGUGGAAUUCCUUUGUAGAUUUUAAAUCUUGUACUUUGCUGCUGUUAUUAGAUUUAAGACA
Rhagoletis zephyria (snowberry fruit fly) is the source of this 5187-nucleotide messenger RNA. RefSeq names its product slow as molasses (gene slam). The record is from RefSeq and is a predicted model, not a curated record. Lineage: Eukaryota; Metazoa; Arthropoda; Insecta; Diptera; Tephritidae.